This is a messenger RNA of Polychytrium aggregatum, 1597 nucleotides long. RefSeq lists its product as uncharacterized. Bases 54 to 1490 code for a protein of 478 amino acids. NCBI's taxonomy places the organism in Eukaryota, Fungi, Chytridiomycota, Chytridiomycetes, Polychytriales. The transcript is spliced from 2 exons. The record is from RefSeq and is a predicted model, not a curated record.
UUUUAUUUCUCUAGAACAAGCCUCUGCCGGUCAAAUACGCGGCAAUACACGCCAUGUGCUCAUACAUGCGGAGAGUGCGCUCGGUCGAGUUGCGUGAGCGGAUCGCCAAAAUACUCUGCGAUCUCAAGAGCUCGCCGUCAUAUCACAUCCGCAUGCUCUUCUUGGAUGCCGUACAAACUGCUCUGGACUUGUGCUCCCAAAAAAUGGUUCGAAGUACCGUCUUUCGAGAUUACUGUGACAUGGCACGAGACCCUGUCUCAAACAUCCGGCUCCGAGUGUGUGCCAUGGUACCAGACAUGCGCCGGACGCUACGAACGCCCCAGGACUCGGUUUUAAUCAGCGAGCUCAGCGAGUGCGCUGGAUUCCUGCUCGGGGAUGUCGCAAGGGAUAUCAAGGAGCUCGCCAAUGAAGUUGUUGCUCGGUUCCAAGAUCAAAGGAAGGUUGUGGGUGGAGGAUAUCUUACCACAGAUGGUCCCUCGCCAGGUCAGAGCAAAGAAGAUCGGGAUCGGGAGAUGGAAGAAGAUCGGGCUAUCAAUAUCGCUUCCGAGUUGCAGGAUGGACCAAGGAAGAGUAUGACCGAUGAGGACCGCGGUGACCUUCGCUCCAAAGUGCAAAAGCUGUCCGUCUCUGCGGCUGUCCCCAAUCCGCCGCGUCGACUGUCUGUUAGUGCGAGCGGUGCCGGCGCUGGAUCAAGUCUCCUCAAUGCAGGGUCCAAACUGACGGCGCGACAAAAGAAUCUCUCCAGCUCGACACCCAUCAAUGCUUCGCCAGCCAGGAUUCCGAUCGAUGCAACCGACGGCUACCUCUCGCAGAUUCUGGCCUACACCAGUCGAUCCACACGGCCACACGAAACAAAUCCACCCAAAGACACCAAGCAAGUUCCAAAAUCACAACUACCGUUGGGCCCCGUUCAAAAGAUCGUCCGGAGAACGACGGCAGGAAAGUCGUUUGAGAAGGAUGCGGCACCAGAGAAGAUCCUGCCGGCGUCACUGGGUAAGUCGGUGCUCAUUGGGGGCCCCUCAGCUCUUGGCCAUCCAGGCCCGUCGCAUGCCCUUCGACUUUCCAACGGAUCGCUUGCGUGCUCAGGGUCACCCGAGGCCACACCUUCACUUGCUCCAACAAUGCCACUGAGGACUGGCGGAACUCAUAGCGAUGCUGGGCCCGUGCGUCCCGUUUCGGCAACCUCAAAAUCAGGAAGCGAAACGUCCAAACCGCCGGUCAGCUCUGCACCAAAUCCUUCUCCCUCCACGCUAUCAUCAAGCGGCGCAGCGGGUCGCCGCCUGGGAGGAAGCCUUAUGGGAAACAAGGACUUUGGGUCUGGGUCGACAUUGCAAGGAGGGCCCGGCAAAGGCACAGCCGGAGCCAGCAGCCGGGAUGUCAGUGCAAUUUCUGCGCCUGCCUCAGCAAAUGCCGGGUCCUUACGCAGCGGGACGGUUCGCGGACCGAGCUGGUGCAAACAGCUUCCUCCGAUACCCAAAUCUCCAAACUGAGCGUGGGAACAGCUCCACUCAUUGUCUGGGUAGGGCGGAGCGAAGUCUGGAAGUGCGAGUAUGCAGGAUCCGGAAAUAUAUUACGCUUUAGACGUGAGCAUACGAGA